Meloidogyne enterolobii is the source of this 876-nucleotide messenger RNA. NCBI's taxonomy places the organism in Eukaryota, Metazoa, Nematoda, Chromadorea, Rhabditida, Meloidogynidae. The record is from the annotation of a GenBank genome assembly.
UGAAAGAAAUUGUAAAAAUGAAAAAGUAAACUUGAAUUACAAACAAGAGGAAAUAAAAUUGAAACAACUACAAAUUGUAAAAAUAAACAUAAAAUUCAAUAGGCCUAGAAUCCGAUACUGCAGAAGAAAAAGCACUCUGCAUGCAAUUAGCUCAACGUAUAAACGACCACUUUGAAUAUAUCAAACCUUUUUUACCCGUAUUGGCAGAACAGUGUUUCUGGCCGUGUAUUAUUGAAGAUUUUGGUGCUGUAUUUGAACGACAAUUGGAAAUAAAUAAUACUGGAUAUUUAAUUACUUGGAUAGAUUUUUAUGCAGCCUCAUUUUCUGACUUGGCUUUGACUUAUGGAAGGGAGGAUAUGUUGGAUAGAUUUCCAAGAGUGUUGCACCAUUGUAGAGGUGAAAAAAGAAUUUUUUUUAGUGUUCGGCAAAUGAAUUUUUUCAAUACCAAUACCAGUACUACCGAAAAGUACUGGUAUUGAAAAGUACCGACAAAAAAUUUUCGGUACUACCGCGGUACUUCGGUACUCACAGUAAAAUGGCAUAAUAUGCAAUUAUAUCAUCGUAUAAGCAUUUUUAUUGCCUAUAUUUGACCCAGAAUUAAAUCUAGGAGAUGAGUAUACUUGAAACAAUUAAACUAGUCAGGAGAUUUGAAGGAUAUCGGGUUUAAAGCAGGAUUAAGGAGGAUAUGAUUUGUAGAGCAAUCCUCACAAUCCAUCGAUAGCUUUACCAAAUUCAUAUAUCUAUAGCCCUCUUACCCGCUCCUCCUUCCAAUUUCUUCAUAUGACUCUUAUCCACAAAAUCAUAGUCACCAAUAUCACUUUUAUCCACCUUUUAAUCUUUGAUAUCCCUCUUAACCUCAAAUCCCUUUUCUAAAAA